Molecule: messenger RNA, 3499 nt
Organism: Lactuca saligna
Lineage: Eukaryota; Viridiplantae; Streptophyta; Magnoliopsida; Asterales; Asteraceae
Source: the annotation of a GenBank genome assembly
CCUAUAUAUCAGCUUUCUCUCUCCUCCGCGUGUUAUCAGAUCGUCUGUCUCGCCACUCUCGUCUUCAAUCUCAUCACGUUCAUUGUCACAACGUCACCAACUCUCUCUCUCUUCUAACCAUUUACACACACACUCAUAGUACACAUAAAGAGGCAUCGCAGAGAAAGGGGCGGAGGGCAGAAGGUUGACGGAAGGUGGUGGAGCAAUGGCGGGAAACGAUUGGAUAAACAGUUACUUGGAGGCGAUUCUGGAUGUCGGACCUGGACUUGACGAUGCUAAAUCCUCGCUGCUCCUCCGUGAGAGAGGCCGUUUUAGUCCGACUCGCUAUUUCGUCGAUAACGUUAUCGGCUUUGAUGAAACCGAUCUCCAUCGCUCUUGGGUUAAGGCACAAGCGACGAGGAGUCCUCAAGAGAGGAACACUAGGCUUGAGAAUAUGUGUUGGAGGAUCUGGAAUUUGGCUCGACAGAAAAAACAGCUUGAGAGCGAGGUAGCCCAAAGAAUGACCAAACGUCGCCUUGAGCGUGAACGUGGUCGCAAAGAAGCUGUGGCUGAUAUGUCAGAAGACUUAUCCGAAGGGGAGAAAGGAGACACCAUCACUGAUGCUUCUGCUCAUGGUGAUAACAGCAACAGAGGCCGUUUACCUAGAAUCAGCUCUACAGAUGCUAUGGAGGCAUGGGCUAAUCAACAAAAGGGGAAAAAACUUUACCUUGUACUCAUAAGUCUUCAUGGUCUUAUACGCGGUGAAAACAUGGAGCUAGGGCGUGAUUCUGAUACAGGUGGUCAAGUAAAGUAUGUGGUUGAACUCGCAAGGGCUUUAGCUUCAAUGCCAGGUGUCUAUCGAGUGGAUUUGCUGACUAGGCAAGUAGCAUCAUCUGAAGUGGACUGGAGUUAUGGUGAACCAACAGAAAUGCUAUCACCACACAAUUCAAACAACUUAACAGAUGAAAUAGGCGAAAGUAGUGGCGCGUAUAUAAUCCGUAUCCCCUUCGGUCCAAAAGACAAAUAUAUCCCUAAAGAAUCCCUAUGGCCUCACAUACCCGAAUUUGUUGAUGGAGCACUCAGUCACAUCAUCCAAAUGUCAAAAGUUUUGGGGGAGCAAGUAGGUGGGGGCCACCCUGUGUGGCCUGUAGCAAUCCAUGGUCAUUAUGCAGAUGCAGGGAGAGAUAAGUUGGAGCAACUUUUGAGACAAGGGAGAUUGUCUAAAGAUGAAAUAAAUGAUACGUAUAAGAUAAUGAGGAGGAUUGAGGCUGAAGAGUUGACUGUUGAUGCUUCUGAGGUUGUUAUAACUAGUACAAGACAGGAGAUUGAAGAACAAUGGAGAUUGUAUAAUGGGUUUGACCCUGUUCUUGAAAGGAAGCUUAGGGCUAGGAUUAGAAGGAAUGUGAGCUGUUAUGGAAGAUUCAUGCCUCGUAUGAUUGUGAUUCCACCUGGAAUGGAAUUCAAUCAUAUUAUCCCACAUGAUGGUGACAUGGAUGCUGACAUGGAAACAACAGAAGAUCGCCAAGCUUCUCCGGACCCGCCUAUCUGGACAGAGAUAAUGAGAUUCUUUACAAACCCACGAAAGCCUAUGAUCCUUGCACUUGCUAGGCCAGACCCAAAAAAGAACCUUAUAACUUUGGUCAAAGCAUUUGGGGAAUGUCGCCCGUUACGCGAGCUUGCAAAUCUUACGUUAAUAAUGGGUAACCGAGAUAACAUUGAUGAGAUGUCAAACACUAGUGCUUCCAUGCUUCUUUCCAUUAUUAAAAUGAUUGAUAAAUAUGAUCUUUAUGGUCAAGUGGCAUACCCUAAACAUCAUAAGCAAAGUGAGGUCCCUGAUAUCUAUCGUUUAGCAGCAAAAACAAAGGGUGUUUUUAUUAAUCCGGCUUUUAUAGAGCCAUUUGGACUCACAUUAAUUGAGGCUGCAGCUCAUGGGCUACCAAUGGUUGCCACAAAAAAUGGAGGCCCUGUUGAUAUACACCGUGUACUUGACAACGGUUUACUUGUCGAUCCCCAUGAUGAAAAAUCCGUUGCUGAUGCGUUACUAAAACUUGUAGCAGACAAACAGCUUUGGUCAAAGUGCAGGUCAAACGGGUUAAGAAACAUCCAUUUAUUUUCAUGGACUGAACACUGCAAAACUUAUCUUUCAAGAAUUGCAAGUUGCAAACCAAGGCAACCCGGGUGGCUAAAAAAUGGCAAUGAUAAUGAUGAUGAUGAUGAUGAUGAGAAUUCAGAAGCCGAAUCACCAAGUGAUUCUUUAAGAGACAUGCAAGACAUUUCUCUAAAUCUAAAGUUUUCAAUGGAUAACUAUGAAGAUCAAAAAGGUAAAAUAGAGAAUGCAGUCAUGUCGUAUUCAAAGGGUGUCAUGAAAGGAGAAAAAACCGACCAAGGGAAGUUCCCGGCGUUACGAAGGCGUAAGGGUAUUUUCGUAAUUGCGGUCGAUGGCGAUGACAUUGGUGUUAUUUUUGAAAAUGUUAAGAAGGUUUUUGAGGCGGUGGAGAAGGAGAGGACGGAAGGUUCUAUUGGGUUUAUAUUGGCUACAUCGUUACAGAUGGCGGAAGUUCAUUCGUUUAUGGUUUUGAAACGGUUAAAUUCGUCCGAUUUUGAUGCGUUUAUUUGUAAUAGUGGGGCCGAUCUUUAUUACACAUCUUCUCAUAGUGAAGAUAAUCCGUUUGUGUUUGAUUUGUAUUAUCAUUCGCAUAUUGAGUAUAGGUGGGGUGGUGAAGGGCUUAGGAAGACUUUGCUUAGAUGGGCGUCUUCUUUUGUUGACAAGAAUAAAAAUGGUGAACAUGUUGUUACGGAAGAUGAAGCGGUUUCAACCGAUUAUUGUUACGCUUUCAAUGUUCACAAUCCCACACUCGUUCCUCCGGCUAAGGAACUUCGGAAGAUGAUGAGGAUUCAAGCUCUUCGUUGUCAUGUUAUUUAUUGCCAAAACGGGAAGAAGAUAAACGUUAUCCCGGUAUUGGCGUCUCGUUCACAAGCCCUCAGGUAUUUGUAUCUCCGAUGGGGAAUGGAGUUAUCGAAGGUCGUGGUUUUUAUUGGAGAAAGUGGCGACACCGAUUACGAAGGGUUUCUUGGUGGUGUUCAUAAGUCGGUUGUAUUAAAGGGAGUUAGUAACAAUAGCAACCUACUUCAUGCCAACAGAAUCUACCCUCUUUCUGACGUCAUCCCCAAAGACAGCCCUAACGUUAUUCAGACACCCCAAGAUUUUACCAGUGCCGACAUCCGCACAAUGUUGGGAAACCUAGGAGUUCUCAAAGGAUAAGACUUUGUUUUUGUUUUUGUUUUUUUUUUGGAAAGUUGGUGAACUUGUAUGUACAGUUCGGGAGCUGGAAUGGCCGGACCUUGAGAAAUAAAGCUAUGGUAAAAGUUGUACCUUAUGCAUUGAAACUUAUACCUUCUUUUUGAAUUGGAAUUUUAAUUUUGGAGUUAAAAAAUAUUUGUUUGACCUUGAAAUGGGAAUAUCAUUGAUAUUGAAAGGCGUGUAUCUUGCAAGCUAAGUUUGAGUUGGCUUGAGGGAAAC